Pocillopora meandrina is the source of this 1368-nucleotide messenger RNA. The record is from the annotation of a GenBank genome assembly. NCBI's taxonomy places the organism in Eukaryota, Metazoa, Cnidaria, Anthozoa, Scleractinia, Pocilloporidae.
UGCUAUUUUUGGUGGUCAGUUCUUAAGCGAUCCCGUGUACCUCGAGGAACCUGCUUUGUUGAUGGAGAUUCGCUGACGAUGGCUCAAAAUCGGUUGUCGAAUGUGACGGUGGAACAAGUUAAAGGUGACAUAAUCAUUUAACUAUAUUUUGGUUUUAUCAGUACAAUCUUUCAAAGCUGUAAGUGAGAUGUCUUGCUAAAUACGGCCUCUGAUCGGCUCGUUAAGUCAUUUUGCAUUGUUUACGUCCCUGUUAGCUAUGUAAACUACUUCACAUAGUGAUCGGAAACGCUCAGAAUGGUGUCAGCAGGUUAUGAUUUUUUUCUAUUUGAGCGCUAAGUUAAAACAUUCAUGAUCUCAUGUUCCAAAACCGAGCGAAAUCGUGCAGGUAGGAAACAGAGCCUGAGGACUAAUUAUAUGCUAAGAGGGUAAAGUUUCCGCACAGCCCCAUAAUAUUGUAAAACAAAUCUGUUUUCCCAAGGGCAAUGUAUUGUUUUUGUCGUUGUUUUCUCUAUUCAAGAAUUGAAUACAUAAUGUGGUAUGAGGCUAUACUUCCACUCAGUCUCCCACUUCCAAAGCACUGUUCCCUUUGGUAAAAGGGGAUACCGAUGAGUGUUUAGGUAUCAUUAUCCUAAACAAUUGUGUUAUCCAUAUUAUUCAGCUGCUAUGAAAGAAAUUUUAGAAGCAUUUGACAAGCCACAAAACAAAGCUAAAAUGCAAGAAAUUGAACAGGAGGCUAAUAGUGAUUUGGUAAAGCUGCUUCAAGAACGACUGCCAUUUGCUGCAGAGAUUCAGAAAGAGGUGAUUAAGUGUCAUGGCUUCUCUGAUGAUGGAGAUCAAGGUAACUCUGUAGUAGCUUCCUGGGAAAUGGGUAGUGGCAGAAAUGGAAAAGAAAAAAAAGGCACUUUCCUCUGUUACCCUUUAGUCACUUGGUCCAUUUCCACCCUUACCUCCUAAUCACCAGAAAUGACAUUCACUGGGUUGUCUUCAGAGAAAAUUUUUUUUGUUAAGAAAAACUGCCGGCCAGGUCAAUUAAUCCUGAAUCUUAAGCACUAAUCUACAGGAAGUGCAAAUUAAUGUUUGGGAACUAUUAAAGUUGCUCUGCCUAGAACCAUAGUAUUUAUGUGCAUUUUGUGCUAGAAAUCAAACAUUGAGUGGUUGAUUGGAAUAGAUAUAGAUACAUAUUUAAAAUAAGUCAACUAAGUGGUCUAUUGAUUUGUUUCUGCUUUAGGUUCUCUGACAUUUACUCAUGCUAUCAAGUUGUUUGAAAAAGAGGAUGAAGAAAUUGCCUCCAUGGCAGCUGAUCUGAAGAUGAAGUUCAUACCACCCCUUCCACACCCCCCUCUUUUUGUUCCUAGGGAUGUCACAUGA